Poeciliopsis prolifica (blackstripe livebearer) is the source of this 1961-nucleotide messenger RNA. It is a transcript of the gene rab31, whose product is annotated as RAB31, member RAS oncogene family. Bases 160 to 744 code for a protein of 194 amino acids. The record is from RefSeq and is a predicted model, not a curated record. NCBI's taxonomy places the organism in Eukaryota, Metazoa, Chordata, Actinopteri, Cyprinodontiformes, Poeciliidae. Gene Ontology annotation, molecular function: GTPase activity; GTP binding. The transcript is spliced from 7 exons.
GGGUUGAUGGUCAGCCUGCCUGCCUGUCUGUGUCAGGGGCUGGGUUUCUCUUUUAUCCAAGAAGAGGGGAGAAAAAAAAUAGCUGUGACAAACAUGACGAGACAAAAACAACGAUAAAACACCAACAAAUGAUGAGCCAGACACUUUAAAGAACCCACCAUGGCUAUAAGGGAGCUCAAAGUUUGCCUUUUAGGGGACACAGGAGUGGGUAAAUCUAGCAUAGUUUGCAGAUUUGUUCAAGAUCAUUUUGAUCACAACAUAAGCCCCACCAUAGGGGCGUCUUUCCUGACCAAGACUGUACCAUGUGGGAACGAACUACAUAAAUUUCUGAUUUGGGACACAGCUGGACAAGAACGGUUUCAUUCAUUAGCUCCUAUGUACUACAGGGGAUCAGCUGCUGCUGUCAUUGUUUACGACAUUACUAAACUGGACUCUUUCCAGACACUGAAGAAGUGGGUGAAGGAGCUGAAGGAGCACGGCCCGGAGGACAUCAUUGUAGCCAUAGCAGGAAACAAGAAUGAUUUAGGAGACAUCAGGGAAGUUCCUAUGAAGGAAGCAAAGGAGUUUGCUGAAUCAAUUGCAGCUAUUUUUAUUGAGACCAGCGCCAGAAAUGCGGUGAACGUCGAGGAGCUCUUUCAGAAAAUCAGUAAACAGAUCCCACCCCUGCAAAACGCUGAAGUGGAGAGCAACGAUUCCUUUAAACUCACCCGGCCGCCCAAUCCCACCACCAGGAGGUGCUGCUAGUGAGAGGAGAUCAUUUAGCUGCCAAACAGCAGGCCCUAAACAAAAUCCAAACGCACAUGACGUCCUGCCUGCUGGGGGACGACGCAGAACAUAGACCAAGGUCACCAAAAAGUUAAAAACAGCGCUAAUUAGGUCAAAACACCAACUUAUUUAACUAAAUUUGAUUUUCUCUGAUCAUCAGAAGUCUUUUGGUCUGUCUCCCUCUAGUGGUGGUCUGACAAAAUUACAUCUAUUAUAAUCCCAGAUUAUGCUGAUUUGCUGUUUACAUGCAUUUUAAUGUGUCUCUUAGACCAGCUGUAUUCAUUUUCAUGUAUUCAUUGAUUUUGUUUUGAUUUGUUUUGUACAAACUUCCACUGAGCGUUUCGAGUCGCUCACACACCUUUACAUUCCUCUAUAAAGGUUUAACUACGAUGCUGCAGAAUGAACUUCAUCAUGAGUUUGGCGAAGAUGUUUGGUACAUGUUGAAACAUUUAAGUGUUCACUACAGAGAAUGACUGUAAAUAGCUGACAGCUUUGUUUUUACCAUUUGUGUUAAUUAUACUUUUAAAAACUGCAGGUCAUUUACUAGAACACAUCUAGUUGUUGUUUAAAUGAUUUUUAAGAGUUUUUUGACUUGUGGGAAAACAAGUUUUUUUUUUUUUUUUUUACUGUUUUGGUUUUCACCACUUUUUAAAAAUCACAGCAUUUGAUAAAACACCUAAAACAAUCACUAUUACUGUUCACCACAAUGUCAAGGAAUAAAUUGGACUGUUUUUACUACCAUUUGAUGUAAUAUUAAUACCUUUUUUUGUAUAUCGGAUUCAGAUCAACAUGUGUUGAUCUGAAUCUGAUAAAAGCAGAGUUACGCAGUGAAUAUCAUUUAAAGUGUGAGUAAACGUCAGAGUUGUGACUACAGCCUUUCCCUGCACUGCAAGUUGUGACUUUAAAAUGAAAUAUUGCUGAGUUUUGAAUGUUAAAACAGUUUUUUUCCACAAUGUUUAGUUUGAUUAUGACCUUCAGUAUUAGACAAAAGGUCAUAAAAGUGCCUUUUUUUAAUCUAGAUAAGUGACUACCACUAAGACAAUGAUUGUUGGUACAGUCUAACUGUGCACUUUGAAAGUGCCCAUUCUAUAGUUAAUCUCAUCCAAUAUGUAAAAGUCAUGCAUCCCUGUGUUCCCAGUACAACAGGUCUAAUUUUGUGUAUUAAAACAUUGCAAUAAAGUAUUAUUCAUACACUU